GGAAGGGAAGCAGAGAAAAAAGGAAGGAGACAAAAAGUAAUAGCAAGAGAGGUAUUUUCAGGGGCACAAACUCACUUUUACAGGAGAGCACCAGAGUGGGAUAUUAUCUGACAUCAAGUGAACAAGAUGAGAGCUGCACGGAGUGUCUUCUUUCAUGUGUCUGUCUGUCUGCAGCUGUCGUACGUAUGUUCCACCAGUACACCUCCUCAUGCAGAAGAAAGUCUGCUCCAGUCUCUGUUCAGCAACUACAACAAGCUCUCUCGUCCAGUAGCAAACAUCUCAGAUGUGGUUCUGGUCCACUUUGGUCUGUCUAUCGCUCAACUUAUUGAUGUGGAUGAGAAGAACCAGAUGAUGACCACAAACGUCUGGGUGAAACAGGAGUGGAACGAUUACAAGCUGCGCUGGAACCCAGAGGAGUACGAGAAUGUCACCUCUAUCAGGAUCCCCUCUGAGAUCAUCUGGAGACCGGAUAUUGUGCUCUACAACAAUGCAGACGGAGACUUUGCGGUAACUCACCUGACUAAAGCCCAGGUGUUUUAUAAUGGCAGGAUCAAAUGGAAUCCUCCUGCCAUUUACAAAAGCUCCUGCAGCAUCGAUGUCACCUUCUUUCCCUUCGACCAGCAGAACUGCAAGAUGAAAUUCGGCUCUUGGACAUAUGAUCAGGCCAAGAUUGACCUGGUGAGCAUGGCCAGUGAUGUGGACCAGAUGGACUACUGGGAGAGCGGGGAGUGGGUCAUUGUAAAUGCUGUGGGAAUGUACAACAUCAAGAAGUAUGAGUGCUGUAUGGAAAUCUAUCCAGAUAUCACCUACUCCUUCAUCAUCAGACGUCUUCCUCUGUUCUACACCAUCAAUCUAAUCAUUCCCUGCCUGCUUAUAUCUUGUCUGACUGUGCUUGUAUUCUACCUACCCUCCGAAUGUGCAGAGAAGAUAACAUUGUGUAUCUCCGUCCUCCUCUCUCUUACUGUAUUCCUCCUGCUCAUCACUGAAAUCAUACCUUCCACUUCACUAGUUAUCCCACUCAUUGGCGAGUACCUUCUCUUCACCAUGAUCUUUGUCACUCUCUCCAUCAUUAUCACAGUAUUUGUGCUUAAUGUCCACCACCGUUCCCCACGCACACACAGCAUGCCACACUGGGUCCGCCAGCUUUUCCUUCAUCUGGUGCCCCGUUACCUCUUCAUGAAGAGGCCACCUACCUCGGGUAAGAGGAACUCUGGUAAACUGAUUGAGAUGAUGCACAAUCCAAUGGGGUCACAAUCCAUGUUUCUACGGAAUACAAUUCUGGACACACCAUCACAGAGUCCCUUACCCAGUGUGGCUAUAACUCCUGUUGUCCAGUUGGAUCAAUUGCAGAGGGACUCCUCACCCAAACCCAUGUUUUUCUGCAGCUCUCCAAGUAGUCAAUAUUCCAUUUUGCAAGAGGAAACCACACAAACACCUCAAACACCAGUCCUCAGUUACGCCUGUGCAUGCACAAACAACAUCUUUACCUCUAGCGCCUCUUCCUUUCCAGACACUGCCCUUGCAACGCUGAUGCACACUUUCCCACUGGAUGGAGCUGAGUGUACAGACUGGGAGAUCCAAGGCCACAGUGCGGAGAGUGUCUUCAUGGAAGCCAAAGAGAGUGUUCUGGGGGCAGGGAGUUGUCAACAGUGUCUUACAUCUAAGGAGUCGAGUAUGCAGAAGCUUGAUCAUGAUGAUGCAGGGUUUUGUGCAAGACAUAAAUUCCCUAACGCUCAGAACUUCAGCUCUAACAGUGACUGCACUAAGGAUCUGAAUUCAGCAGAGCCAGUGAGUAAUCUGUCACAGUCUCUGCUGAGAGCCCUGGAAGGAGUUCAGUACAUCGCUGAUCAUCUCAGAGCAGAGGAUUCAGACUUUUCAGUUAAGGAAGACUGGAAAUAUGUUGCUAUGGUGAUUGAUAGAAUAUUCCUCUGGAUGUUUGUGCUGGUCUGCAUUCUUGGGACUGUUGGACUGUUCCUUCCACCGUGGUUGGCCGGAAUGAUCUAG
Messenger RNA from Xyrauchen texanus (razorback sucker), 2004 nucleotides. RefSeq names its product neuronal acetylcholine receptor subunit alpha-2-like. Gene Ontology annotation, cellular component: synapse; postsynaptic membrane; neuron projection. Gene Ontology annotation, molecular function: acetylcholine-gated monoatomic cation-selective channel activity; transmembrane signaling receptor activity. The coding region runs from base 127 to 2004 and encodes 625 amino acids. The transcript is spliced from 7 exons. The record is from RefSeq and is a predicted model, not a curated record. Lineage: Eukaryota; Metazoa; Chordata; Actinopteri; Cypriniformes; Catostomidae. Gene Ontology annotation, biological process: chemical synaptic transmission; regulation of membrane potential; signal transduction.